Messenger RNA from Trypanosoma theileri, 1020 nucleotides. RefSeq lists its product as uncharacterized. The transcript has a single exon. The record is from RefSeq and is a predicted model, not a curated record. Lineage: Eukaryota; Euglenozoa; Kinetoplastea; Trypanosomatida; Trypanosomatidae. The annotation marks the transcript as partial.
AUGUUGCAUCGUGUAUUUUGUUUGCUGACUUUGCUGCUGAGUGUUGUUGUCUGUGUUUCUGUGUCAGCUCAGGGGGUUCAUCCUUCUCAAGCACCCUCUCAGGUUUCAGUUAACGGUCCUGCUUUUUCGCAUCUCGCUGGUGCUACUGAUGAAAAGGUAGGCUCUCACGGUUCUGGCGUUACUCCAUAUCCUGGUCCUAUUCCUGCUGCUGGCAUUCCUGGUCAUGGUGUUUCUCCUGCACCUGUUGGCUCUCAUCCUGGUGGAGCCAAAGCCGUUGCUGGUGUGCCAGGUAUUGAUGAUAAACCUCAAGUUGAUGUUCUUGUUUCUUCUGUAAAUCCUGGGGCUCACCCUGGUCCUGGUUUCACGUAUGAUAAUUGCACUUCUAUUAUUAUUGGUGAUAAUGGCAAGAGGAAUAACAGUCAUUGUGUUCCGGAAUCUUCUACAACCUCUCGUGUUGCCGCUACUGUUAACCAGGUUCCGAGUGGUGCUGGUGCAGUUGCUCCUGGUGCUCCCGCUGCUAUUCAUGGGCAUCCUGAUUUUUCUGGUUUUCAGGAAAGAGCUCUACAAAGAGAACCUGAUGCUGGUGCUGGCGGUCAAAUGGGGCCAGGGGUUGGACUUGCCCCUGGCGUUGCUGUUAAUCUUCCACAAGGUGAAAAGGCUAAACCUCCUGUUAAUCGUGAAGCCCUGGUACGUGAUACCAAUUCUCUAGAUGCAUCUCCACAGGCUCCUUCUAAUACUGCUGGUGUGCGUAAUCAUGGUGCAGUUGGUGCUAAUGCUGUUGCUGCUAUUCCUGGAUUUCCCGGUGGUUAUUCUGAUGCUGGUAUUGCUGCCACCAGUCUUAUUUCUCCUACGACGCCACUUGGUUCUCACCCCGGUGCAGGUCCUGUUGUUUCUCAGAGUAAUGCACAAGUAUCUGGUUCUGCAAACACGCAAAGUGGAGAAAGUGAUAAUCAAACAGAGAAUACUAUGGAAUCAUCAACUUCUGAAGUAAGGGUUGCAACGGCUAAUCCAGGAAAGGGA